AUGGGAGAGGAAGUUAAGAAGGUGGAGGAGGUCAAGGUGAACGAUGAGACGAAGGAAGAAGCACCAGCAGCCGCACUGGAAGCAGAGAAGCAGGAAGCGGCAGCUGCACCAGGAGGUGACGAGAACAAGGAGGAGGCUGCCAGUAACGAGCCCCCGCCGCUGCCACCCCCUGUCAUCCUCGGCAUCGACCUUCACUGCACCGGUUGCUCCAAUAAGAUCUCGGGAUGCAUCCUCAGAUGCAAAGGAGUGGAAGGCGUGGAGGUGGACAUGGCGAAGAACCUGGUCACAGUAAAGGGGAUUGUAAAUCCAUAUGACAUCUGUGAUCGCCUCCGCAAGAGGACCAUGUGGAAUGCCAUAGUUAUAUCCCCACCACCGCCUCCUCCUCCUACGGAGGCAGAUGUAGCCGGUUCACCCAAGGAGGAGCCGGUCAUCGUCCAUUCACAAGUGAAUGAGGUGACGACAGUGGAGCUCCUCAUCAACAUGCAUUGUGAAGCAUGCGCACAACAACUGCAUAAGAAGAUACUCAAGAUGAGAGGUGUCCAGAGCGUUGAAGCUAACCAUGACACAGGCAAGCUCAACGUUACCGGAACCAUGUCCACUGAUAGUCUCAUUCAGUACAUACAUCGCCGCACCGGCAAACUCGCCACUGUCGCACCCCUGCCCCUACCUUUGGAGCCCGCAAAGGAGGAAGAGUUAAAGGAGGAUGGCAUCAAUAAGCUAAUGGAAUCACAGGAGAUUCAGGAGAAACCACCCAUAGAAGACUCUGAAGAUAAAAAUGACACUGGCGGAGGAAAUAAGGAAGAAGAGACUGCAAAGUCAGAGAUAAGUGUUGGUAGAGAUGACAAGAAGCCGAAGACAGAGGUGGUGCCCAUGGAUGGAUUUGCGGACGAAGAAAUGAUAAAGCCGAUGAUGUACUGGACUAACCCGUACAAAUACUACUACAACCUACAGGAAGAGAAGGCAGAUGGGGAGGCGGUAAUGGCUAGGAUGAUGGCCAUAGUGCACCCAUAUCCCAAGCCCAUGAUGCCGUGCAUGACUCCGGUUCCACCUCCCCCACCAUCGCCCAUGCCAUUGGCACCUCCGAUGUAUCACUACUACAAUUACGACAUGGUGGAGCUACAACUACCGACGCCACAGUACUUUAGUGCUGAGAACCCCAAUGCAUGUGUCAUCUCAUAG
This is a messenger RNA of Miscanthus lutarioriparius, 1179 nucleotides long. The record is from the annotation of a GenBank genome assembly. Lineage: Eukaryota; Viridiplantae; Streptophyta; Magnoliopsida; Poales; Poaceae.